CAAUGGAGGAGGGCAUAUCUAUGGAGGGAGAGAGAAAAAUAUCAGAUCUUUCAAACACAAAACCAUUAUCAGAAAAGGUAGGAAAGGGUUCUUGACAUCGCCUGUUUCAUUCACAGGCGGCGAGAGAGAGAUCAAGAACACGGCAAGAAGAAACAGGAGAUGAACAUGUGGGUGUUUUGAACGUGGACUUUAAGACUGUAAUAGCGAAGAACAAUCUGUCAGUUUCAUUCCCCGACCAAUAAAACGCCAUGUCUUGUCAGAAUCAUGAGCGUAAAAGGAUUUAUCAAGUCUGGCCCGGCAAAAAUAAAUUUUUAUGCGGGGGGAGACUAGUGUUUGGUCCAGACGCAUCUUCUCUUCUUUUGACCACAUGUAUGAUAGGAGGCCCAUCUAUCACUUUUUGCAUCAGAAUAGCUUUCUUGAUCGGAGAUCGCCGCCCUUUAUUCCAUUCUCUGAUUAUGAUUGGUGCAGCUCUUCUCACAAUCAUGGACUUCACGUUUCUCUUCUUGACAUCAACGAGAGACCCUGGGAUCAUCCCAAGGAGCAAAGAAGCUCCUACACUUGAAUGGGCGAGUAACAAAGCAAAACUACCUCGAACGAAAGAUAUAAUUGUGAAUGGCUUCACUGUAAAGGUUAAGUUCUGUGAUACAUGUAAGCUAUACCGUCCUCCUCGCGCCUCUCACUGCUCAACCUGCAACAACUGUGUCCAAAGGUUUGAUCAUCAUUGCCCAUGGGUAGGACAGUGCAUCGCCUUGCGUAACUAUCCGUUCUUCGUAUGUUUCAUAUCAUGUUCCACACUCCUCUGCAUCUACAUAUUUGCCUUCUCAUUGGUCAGCAUGCUUGAAGUCCAUGGCCAAUUCUAUCUCCUCAUCGCUGAUGACUUAAUACUAGGUGUUCUCGCUCUUUACUGCUUUGUUUCCGUAUGGUUUGUUGGUGGACUUACUGUCUUCCACUUCUACUUAAUCUGUACCAACCAGACGACGAGUGAGAGUUUUCGGUACCAUUAUGAUAAGAAGGAGAACCCUUACAGAAAGGGUGUAUUAAAGAACUUUAAGGAGCUGUUAUUGGGUAAAAUCCCACCACCUUUGGUAAAUUUUAGAGAUUGGGUGCAAGAAGAAGAUGUGGAGGUGGGUUCUAUUGCCUCAGAGGUGGUCAGAGCCUUUGGGUCUCCGAGACAUGGAAAUGAGCAGUAGCAAACCAGGUCAUGGUAGCUGCAAUUAUGGGCCUUCAGAAGCUGGAGUAUGGAACUAACAUUGAGACAACUGUCAAGAAGAUAAGUGUAGAUGAAGGCGCUGCAUGGAUUGGCACGGUUUAACAGAGACCAGGGAAUUUAAGGAGAAACUCGAGGGCGGAUGUGAGAUCAAGAUAGGGCAAAACAAUACCAAACAGUUGUAAUUCAAAGCCAUGUACCUCUGUCUUUACUCAUCAAAAUGUCAAAACCUUUUCGCAUUUAGAACAAGAGCUAGGAGAAUUAGUGUAUAAUAUAUAGUGCUGUCUUGUGUGGUAAUUCAAUUUGGUGUAUUUUAUUGUAUAGGGUUUAUAUACUGCGUGGUGUUUCUUGGAUCUUACAGUGUUUUACAAUAAAAAAGAGAAAAGACUGAAUACAACGCAGAAAUAUUUUAUCACAGU
Brassica rapa (field mustard) is the source of this 1626-nucleotide messenger RNA. RefSeq names its product probable protein S-acyltransferase 1. Gene Ontology annotation, biological process: protein targeting to membrane; peptidyl-L-cysteine S-palmitoylation. The record is from RefSeq and is a predicted model, not a curated record. Lineage: Eukaryota; Viridiplantae; Streptophyta; Magnoliopsida; Brassicales; Brassicaceae. Gene Ontology annotation, molecular function: protein-cysteine S-palmitoyltransferase activity. Gene Ontology annotation, cellular component: endoplasmic reticulum; Golgi apparatus.